AUGUCAAACAAAUUCAAUAUGCACAAGAUCCAGCGCCAAGCGCGACAAGAAGCUUGGUAUGGCGAUUCUUGGAACCCCUUCAAGAAGACCGGCAGCAGAUCCAAGACCUGGGCUGCCUCGCGGAACAAUGAUCUCGAGGCUGCAGGAUCGACUAGGGGUAUCGAUGAUAUUCACAAAUCGCCACUAGCCGCCACCCAAACCGAGCCUAUAUUCCACUCGAGACAACCCAGCGAAGGCACGGAACACGAUACUAUUCAGAGGGGUUCGAAGGAUAAAGAGUAUGAGAUGACUAGGGCUCCCCCUGCAGAGUCAAAUGGGAAGGUCACGGAAGAAGAUAGCGAGGAGACGGUGGUGGAUCGUCAAUCGACAAGACCCAGAAGCGAGGAGGAGAAGGCACGAAGGAGAUUCCUUGGUCGAUUCUCAAAGAAGGGCAAGAGCGGGCAGGUCACAGACGGAGAGGAUCCAGAGAAGAAGAGAACUUGGUACAAGGGGAAGGUUUUGCCUCACAAGGAGCCUUUUACUCUGCGAAACCAGGUCCAACGGACCCUUUUUAACUCUUGGAUCAAUAUCCUGCUUCUGGCUGCGCCAGUCGGAAUCGCAAUCAACUAUGCGGGAGUCGACAAGAAGGCAGUGUUCGUGGUCAACUUCAUUGCUAUCAUUCCGCUCGCGGCUCUGCUGAGUUUUGCUACUGAGGAGAUUGCUCUGCACGUUGGAGAGAGUCUCGGAGGUCUUUUGAAUGCUUCUUUUGGAAACGCCGUCGAAAUGAUCGUGGCAAUUAUCGCUCUGGCCAAGAAAGAAGUAGUCGUCGUCCAGACCUCGCUUAUCGGCUCUAUCCUCUCCAAUCUCCUCCUCGUUAUGGGCAUGUGUUUCUUCUUAGGGGGUCUCCGCCGCGAAGAGCAAUUCUUUAACAUCACCGUUGCCCAGACCGCUGCCUCGCUCCUCGCUCUGGCUGUUGGCGGUGUCAUCAUCCCCACCUGCUUUGACAAGUUUGGCGUCACAGCACCCGUUGCCGACGUGGCUGCGCUGUCUCGUGGAACUGCCAUUAUCCUACUGGUUGUGUAUGUCAGCUACUUGUAUUUCCAGCUCAAGACCCAUGCAACUAUGUUCAACGAGGAGAGCCAGAAAGUCGCCGCGAGACCGCGCAAGCAUGCCAUUCCUAAGGGUGCUAUCUCUAAGAGCAUUGCCAAGGCAGGGGGUGUUGGAGCAGGUAUUGGCCGCACCACGCUCCCGAACCGCCCGCCCAAUGACGAACUCAUCAACACGACCGCCUACGAGGACGCAGACGACGAGGACGAUGAGCCCCAAUUGCACAUCCUCACUGCAUGGGCCACGCUCGCUGGUGCAACAGCCAUCAUCGGUCUAUGCGCUGAGUUUAUGGUGGAUUCUAUCGGCGCCAUUACCCAGUCUGGAGCCAUCUCCGUCGAGUUCGUUGGUCUUAUCCUCUUGCCAAUCGUCGGAAACGCUGCAGAACACGCCACUGCCGUUACUGUCGCCAUCAAGGACAAAAUGGAUCUGGCUAUUGGUGUUGCAGUCGGCUCUUCUAUGCAAGUCUCGCUGUUCCUGAUUCCAUUGCUCGUGAUCAUCGGGUGGAUCAUGGGACAGGAUGCAAUGAAUCUGAGCUUUGAUGGGUUCCAGGUUGCAGUUUUGUUCGUUGCUGUUCUGCUUGUCAACUACUUGAUUGCGGAUGGAAAAUCGCAUUGGCUCGAGGGUCUGCUGUUGAUGUGCCUCUAUAUCAUCAUCGCGGUUUGUGCUUGGUACUACCCUCAGACUGAUGCGGCCGGAAACCCCGUUACAGUUGUGGGCUGA
Molecule: messenger RNA, 1806 nt
Organism: Drepanopeziza brunnea f. sp. 'multigermtubi' MB_m1
Lineage: Eukaryota; Fungi; Ascomycota; Leotiomycetes; Helotiales; Drepanopezizaceae
Biological process (GO): intracellular calcium ion homeostasis; calcium ion transmembrane transport
Cellular component (GO): membrane
Molecular function (GO): calcium:proton antiporter activity
Source: RefSeq, a predicted model, not a curated record